Messenger RNA from Megalops cyprinoides (Indo-Pacific tarpon), 2686 nucleotides. RefSeq names its product methylenetetrahydrofolate reductase (NAD(P)H) (gene mthfr). The coding region runs from base 138 to 2105 and encodes 655 amino acids. Gene Ontology annotation, molecular function: FAD binding; methylenetetrahydrofolate reductase [NAD(P)H] activity. Gene Ontology annotation, cellular component: cytosol. NCBI's taxonomy places the organism in Eukaryota, Metazoa, Chordata, Actinopteri, Elopiformes, Megalopidae. The record is from RefSeq and is a predicted model, not a curated record. The transcript is spliced from 12 exons. Gene Ontology annotation, biological process: tetrahydrofolate interconversion.
GGAAACUUGUGUGGCGCACGUUAUGAAUGAUCAUAACGGAUGUACGGCAACUGCGAAGCAAGACGGUUCGAGUCACUUCUUCGAAAGUUUUAAACCGAUCCCAGUGACAGUUGAAGUUGUAGUUACCCUCUGAGACCAUGGUGAACCAGCUCCAGCGCACUGAUGGGGCGUGGCAGGCGGGUAAGAGCGACUCGAGCGGGGCGAGCAACAGCGGGAGCGACAGCUCCAAGGAGAGCUCGCGCUGCUCCACGCCCGUGCUGGACGCCGACCGCACCGACCGGCUGCGCGACAAGAUGCAACGCAGGAUGGAGUCCGGCGACCACUGGUUCUCGCUGGAGUUCUUCCCCCCGCGGACCGCCAGCGGAGCGGUCAACCUCAUCUCCAGGUUUGAUCGAAUGGGAUCCGGGGGCCCGCUGUUCAUUGACAUCACCUGGCACCCGGCGGGGGAUCCCGGGUCGGACAAAGAGACGUCCUCCAUAAUGAUUGCCAGUACGGCUGUGAACUACUGCGGCCUGGAGAGCAUCCUGCACCUGACCUGCUGCAACCAGACCAAGGAGAAGAUCACCGCUCACCUGAGAAAAGCCAAGCGCCUGGGCCUGAAGAACAUCAUGGCCCUCAGGGGAGAUCCCAUGGAAGACAAGUGGGAGGAAGAAGAAGGAGGUUUUAACUAUGCCACAGACCUGGUCAAACACAUCCGCUGCGAGUUUGAUGACUACUUUGACAUUUGUGUCGCCGGGUACCCCACGGGGCAUCCGGAGGCAGCGAGCUACGAAGACGACCUGAUGCACCUGAAGGAGAAGGUGGACGCCGGGGCCGACUUCAUCAUCACCCAGCUCUUCUUCUGCGCUGACACUUUCCUCAAAUUUGUCAGGGAUUGCAGGGCAAUCGGCAUCACCUGCCCUAUUUUGCCUGGAAUCUUUCCCAUUCAGGGUUACCAGUCACUGCGACAGUUGGUGAAGCUGUCCAAACUGGAGGUGCCAGAAGAGAUCAAGCAGGUCAUCGAGCCCAUCAAGGACAACGAUGCUGCCAUCCGUAACUACGGCAUCGAGCAGGCAGUGGGCAUGUGCAAAGUGCUUCUAGAAAGCGGGGAGGUCCCCGGCCUCCACUUCUACACGCUCAACAGAGAGGUGGCCACUAUGGAGGUUCUGAGACAGCUGGGCCUUUGGAUUGAGGACCCCAGGCGACCACUCCCCUGGGCGGUCAGCGCACAUCCAAAGCGCAAAGUGGAGGAUGUCCGGCCGAUAUUCUGGGCCUCAAGACCAAAGAGCUACAUCUACAGAACUCAAGACUGGGAUGAGUUCCCCAAUGGAAGAUGGGGAAACUCAUCCUCUCCAGCCUUCGGUGAGCUGAAUGAUUACUACCUGUUCUACCUAAAGAGCAAGUCUUCCAAAGAUGCCUUACUGAAGAUGUGGGGAGAGGAGCUUAUGAGCGAGGAGAGUGUAUUCGAGGUGUUUACCAACUACAUCACAGCCCAGCCCAACCGCAAUGGACACAAGGUGAUGUGUUUGCCAUGGAACGAUGACCCUUUGGCCCCUGAGACCAACCUUUUGAAAGACGAGCUGGAAAAAGUGAACCGGCGUGGCAUUCUGACCAUAAACUCCCAGCCCAACAUCAACGGCAAGCCCUCCUCAGACCCCGUUGUGGGCUGGGGCCCCGCUGGGGGAUACGUCUUCCAGAAGGCUUAUCUGGAAUUUUUCACGUCAAGUGAAAAUGUGACGGCACUUCUUAAAGUCCUGAAGAAGUACGAACCUCGCGUGAAUUACCAUAUCGUCAAUGUCCAGGGUCAGAACACCACCAAUGCCCACGACAUGCAGCCUAACGCUGUCACAUGGGGCAUAUUCCCUGGGCGGGAGAUUGUUCAGCCGACUGUGGUGGAUCCAGUCAGCUUCAUGUACUGGAAGGAUGAGGCCUUUGGCCUGUGGAUUGAGCAGUGGGCCAAGCUGUAUGAAGAGGAGUCCCCGUCGCGCAUGAUCAUCCAGUACAUCCACGACAACUACUACCUCGUCAACCUGGUGGACAACGACUUCCCCCUGGACAACUGCCUGUGGCAGGUGAUUGACGACAUGUUUGAGCUGCUGGACUCGCCCCCGGAAAACCUGGAAUAGACACGUGCCCUUGCUGCUGAGCCCCCCACCCCUACCCCCAUCCUUCCCCUGGCCCGAGUACACAGUCUUCCCGUGCUGCUAAGAGGAACUCUAAAACACUAAUGAAUAAAAGGUAGAACAGUAGUAUACAGUGUAUACUUUUAGAAAUUAAAAGACUAAGUACAGAUUUCAAUUUUUAUAAUUUCACAGAAUGUUAAAUGGAGUGAUCAGUGAUGUGAGAGGAGUAGUAGAUUUGUUUGCUCUGAAGCAGCGUGUCGCAGAAGAAUCUGAUUUAUACAUAGACACGUGGAGUGUGCGUUCACGCAAGACGCACACACUGAAGCUACGGCAGUGCUUUCUGAAUGACAAAAUAUUGAAGAGGACGGACUAAGACUAAGAAAGUGGUGCUUAACCGUGUUUAACAUACUUUAUUUUAUAGUGAAUUUUGUACUUGUAAAGUGUCAUUUUAUAUGGAUGAUUCUGAAUGCUUCAAACUGUGUUUCUGGUGGAAUUGCAUUACAUGACGUAAUUGUCAUUUUGUAGAUGCUCUUAUCCAGAGCAGCUUAUUCCGGUUACAGUUUUAUCCAUUUAUACAACUGGAU